CCCACAUUUACUAUUAUAUCAUUCGGAGUUAGAUUUAGAGCUAUUGUGUACAUCUUGCGUUGUGCGUACGUAACGUACAUUAUCCAAACAUGUACUGUUUGCUUUGCGAACUGUUUGAUAUAAUUCGUACAAACUCUUUGUUCAAUGCGUGACGUGGCAUCAGUGGCAUGUGUCAGUGUGUCAGUGUGUCAGUGUGUCACUCGCGCGCUACAGAGUGCUGCAGCGCCGCCCCGCGACUAGUUUUGUACGUUGUUUACUCCGCGACGACAUUUUGAUAGAGAACAGCAUUUUGUUACGUUUACCACAAAUGGCAUCACAUCAGUAGGACAGCGCACGCAGCCGCCACCAUGGGGAUCGUGCACGCGAAGGCUCGCGUGGACCGCGUCAACGUGGAUGGACUGAACCGCACGAAGGAUGACGUGAUCAGGGGCACCGUCGACGACCUGUUCAACGCGAAGGACUUCGAGGACGUCAUCGUGCGCGCGCACAAGGUGCGGCAGGCGCUGGACAACCUGGGCUGCUUCCGCGACGUGUGCGUCUACAUCGACGUCUCGUCCGGACCUGAGGCCACACCGGAUGGUCUCGAGGUGACGUUCCAGGUGCGGGAGCUGUCGCGCGUGGCCGCGGCCGUCGCCACCGACGUCAGCGAGGACGAGGGCAGCGUCGUGCUCGGUGUGAAGCUACCGAACCUGCUGGGGCGCGGGGAGCGCGCGGCGGCGGGGUACAGUCUCGGACACCUGCGGUCCACCAACAUGCACCUCGGGUUCACGAAGCCGCUGCUGCUGCGGACGUACGAGCCCGUGGUGUCGGGGUCGCUGUACCAGCGCGCGGCGGAGCACGUCAGCUCGGGCUACCGGCUGCUGGACCGCGGCCUGCUGCUCGACCUGGCGUUCCAGACCUCGCCGACGACGAAGCACCACGUGCAGUGGGAGGGACUGAUGCGAGACAUGUUCGUCUCCAACAAAACCAGCUUCAAGGUCCGGGAGAGCAGCGGCGAGUACAUUGCCUACUAUUACAAAUGGUCGUCGCCUUCGUCUUCCACCAUCACUCACGUCCUGACGGAGUCUCUCGCUCCAGGUCCGCAACUGAAGUCGAUGGUCCGCCAUAUAAUCAGCGUGGACCAGCGCGACGAGGCAGUGUUCCCGACGCGGGGAGCCCGGCUACACAUCUGCAACGAGCUGGCCGGGCUCGGCGGCAGCGUGGCCAGCUUGAGGACCGAGCUGCAUCUCCAGCUCAACCACACGCUGUCGCAGCAACUCGGACUGGUGGUGCAGGCGUGCGGCGCGGUGGGGUUGCUGCACGACGUGUACGGCAGCUCGGUGGCGGACCACUUCUUCCUCGGCGGCGCGGCCUCGCUGCGCGGCUUCCAGCACCGCGGCGCCGGCCCGCACUGCGACGGACACGCGCUCGGCGGACGGAUGUACUGGGCGGGCGGCCUGCACGUGUUCGCGCCGCUGCCGGUGCCGGGCGCCGGUACUGGGCUGGGCGCCUUGUUCCGGUCGCAUCUGUUCCUCAACACCGGCUGCGUCGCCUCCCCAGAGCGUGGCUCGUCCGGCGCGUGGUGGCGCGAGCUGGGCGCGGCGCGGGGCGCGGGCGGCGCGGGGCUGUGCCUGCGCCUGGGCCGCGCCGCGCGCCUCGAGCUCAGCUACGUGCUGCCGCUGCGCUGGAUGCCCGGCGACAGGACCCACGCGGGCAUACAGCUCGGACUCGGAGCUAACUUCCUAUAGUUAGCUACCACGCGGUGACAGCUUGUCACGUCGAACGGAGAGACUGUCAUCGACUUUGACGCCAACGAUGCAAAGUUCAAUCCUGUCUAUAUCAAGUUGCAAUAUUGGCUCUACAGCGACGUUACUACCGUGUGUCGUUGGCAUAACAUAACAUAACCCUACAAUAUGUGACGCCUUCACCUUGACAAACCUAGCGCUACAUUAGCGCCCUCUAGUUUACGGUAACGUAUUUGUCGUGUUUACUAUUUGUACUGUAUAC
Molecule: messenger RNA, 1986 nt
Organism: Spodoptera littoralis (African cotton leafworm)
Lineage: Eukaryota; Metazoa; Arthropoda; Insecta; Lepidoptera; Noctuidae
Source: the annotation of a GenBank genome assembly